AUGGCUCGUGGACUGCAGAUAAGAGAUGAAGAAAGUGGCUAUAACAAAAAUCUAUUUUGCAUUCCUAAGCAUUACGAAGAAGAUUUAGAAAGAGUCUUCAUUCCUCAUGGACUCAUCCUGGACAGGACAGAACGUUUGGCUAGAGAUAUCAUGCAAGAUAUGGGAAGCCAUCACAUUGUUGCUCUCUGUGUCCUUAAAGGAGGCUAUAAGUUCUUUGCUGAUUUGCUGGACCGUAUAAAAGCACUGAAUCAAAAUGGUGAUAAAUCUGUGCCUAUUACUGUGGAUUUUGUUAGAAUAAAAAGCUACUGUAAUGAUUCACCUACAGAAGAAAUCAGUAUUGUUGGUGAGGAACUGUCUACGCUAAGUGGGAAGAAUGUGUUAGUAGUAGAGGACAUUAUUGAGACUGGUAGAACAAUGAAAGCGCUACUUUCAAAACUAAAAGACAACGAACCAAAGAUGGUAAAAGUUGUAAGCCUGCUCAUUAAAAGGACACAUCAAAGUCCAGGUUACAGACCAGACUAUAUAGGUUUUGAAAUUCCAGAUAAAUUUGUUGUUGGAUAUGCUCUUGAUUAUAAUGAAUACUUCAGAGAUCUAAAUCACAUCUGCAUUCUGAAAGAGAAAGCCAAAGAGAAAUAUAGGAUCUGA
Messenger RNA from Haliaeetus leucocephalus (bald eagle), 645 nucleotides. RefSeq names its product hypoxanthine-guanine phosphoribosyltransferase-like. Bases 1 to 645 code for a protein of 214 amino acids. The transcript is spliced from 9 exons. Gene Ontology annotation, biological process: hypoxanthine metabolic process; purine ribonucleoside salvage; guanine salvage. NCBI's taxonomy places the organism in Eukaryota, Metazoa, Chordata, Aves, Accipitriformes, Accipitridae. Gene Ontology annotation, molecular function: hypoxanthine phosphoribosyltransferase activity; magnesium ion binding. The record is from RefSeq and is a predicted model, not a curated record.